GGUCAUACAAACGUAACAAACGAGAACGAAGACUGACGUGCGCCUGCGGUUUGAAAAAAACAGUGAUUAAGAGUUCGGUUUAUAUAGAUCAAUAUAUCGAUUAAAUAUAUGAUCGUUGAACUAUCUGCUAUAUUAUAUCUUUGUAAAUAUAGUCAAUAUUUAGACAAUGACUGUGAAAAGUUCUUGGCUGGUGUGGUUGGCAAGAAUCAAAUGUGCCAUCAACCAAGUGAUGAUUGUCCUUCUGAUUAACGUGCCAACCAUUUCAUUCGGGCUGGCAAUGGGCUGGGUGUCCCUCGCAAGUGGCGAAGCAGGCCCCGAAGCCUCCCGCGGGGCAGUCAUCGCUUCUGUGACUACGUUCGCUGCUUCGCUCGUCGGUGUACCACUCAGCGCUAGAGCUCUGCUUGCUGGAAGAAAAGUAGCGCUCAUUGGGACGUCGGCUUCCUUUGUGAUAUGCUGGUCGCUGAAGCUGGCCAGUGUGUGGGGCGGCGAGUGGUGCAUCGUGGCGGCGCGAGUUGCUGCGGGCCUGGGUGGUGCUGCGGCUUGGGCACUGUCUCCGUUACUGGCCAGAGAGAUGUGCAGUGAGAAGUACCGCGGUGCUGCUGUAUCAGCCUUAGCAUUGACUCACAAUGCUGGAGUACUGAUAAUGUAUCUGGCAGCAGACUCUGCUUUGACACACAGGACUGUGCUAUGGUGGUGCUUGGGCUUAGCUCUGGUACAUUGCUUCGUGUUCGCUUUUGUGCCUGAGUCUCCAUCCUUCCUUGCGGCUAAGGGAAAAAUUAAGGAGGCGCGCGUCGCACUAGCUUGGUUCAGAAGUAUGUCAGUAGACGACCCUGCGUUAGAAACUGAAUUGGCUGCACUCCCACCGCCUGAGAGCGAACAGACUCCAUUUAGCCUCGCUAAAGAAAUGUUGAAAGAUCUACAAAGAAGGCGAGCAUUCAUCAUCGGUGCAAUAGCAGUUAUAGGACAAGAAGUAUGCGGUAUACUCGCUAUCAUGCAAUACGCAGAACGAGUGUUCGUACUAGCACGUGAAGAAGUAAAAGUAAAUGAAACACCAUUCAUAGAAGUGUUAAAUAAAACUCUAACAAGCAGUUUACUACAUAAAACAACAUCGAGGGAAGGUUUAACUGAUACAGUAGCUAAUGUGUUGAACAGAACUGUAGCUACCAGUUUAAUAGAUAAAGUAACAUCGACUGAAGCUAUUGAUGUUGUAGCUAUGUCAGUGGAACAUGGAAUGUCGUCUGAGUUGGUGACACCGGCGCGACAUGCGGUUAUAAUCGGAGCAGUUCAAUUGGCGACGUCGGCUUUAUCGCUGUAUCUCGUUGAAAGGGUUGGACGAAGGCCCUUGUUGAUAUGGUGCGCGGUACUGACGGGAGUAUCCCUGGCGCUGGCGGCGUGGCUGGUGGGCGUGAGCACGAAUGGCACCGCCAUCGCCAUUGCUGUGGCCAUCGCAGCGGACUCUGCGGGUCUGCAGCCUGCGCCGUACGCCGUGCUCGCUGACAUGUUCCAUUAUCAGUAUCGCGGCUGUGCUUUGAUGCUGGUAACAGCUGCUGGUUGUAUAGCAAAUGCACUAGAAGUGGCAAUAUUUCCCGCAGCUGUCGCAGCCGGAGGACUCCGUACAGCACUAAUACUUGCAGCUGUGAUAACCCUCUCAUACGCUGUAUUCACCAUCAUCGCCGUCCCCGAAACGAGAGGCAAAACCCCCGAGGAGAUAUACAACGCCAUCUAUCCGUUGAAGGAGGCAACUGACUGUGAAAGUGGACAAAAAAAGUGCCCAGUACUUUCUGAUAAAGAGUGUAGUGUUACGGAUUGUGGAAAUAACGUUGAGAAAUCUGUGUGUACAAAUCUACAACUACCUAGAUUCAUUAUAAUUUCGAAAUAUAAAAACCUGAAAAAUAUCCAAGAACAUAUAAACAAUAAAACUAUGGGUCUACUAGACAAGUUGUCAGCUUGGAUGGGUGGAGGAGUCACCCAGGCGACCGUAUUAGUGCUGGGAUUAGACAACAGUGGGAAGACGUCAUUACUCAACGCUCUACGCCCUCCUGAACAAAGGGCAGCGCUCACUGUGCCCACGGUAGCCCAGCAACAGGAUCAGUUCCAAAGUGGUGGGGUAUCAUUCAGCGCGUGGGACGUGUCUGGUGCCGCUCGCAUGCGCGCGCUGUGGGAGCGUCACUAUCGCUACGCGCACGCUGUCAUCUUCGUCGUGGAUGCUGCAGACCAUCUACGAUUAGUGGUGGCCCGGGAAGAGUUGGAGCUGAUGCUAGCGCACCCGGACAUGUUCGGGCGGCGAGUACCACUGCUUGUCCUUGCCAACAAGAGCGAUGCGUCUCACGCCUUGUCUGCCACACAUGUUGCCGCUGCUCUAGGUUUGGAGCGUAUAGCGGAUAAGCCUUGGCACAUCUGCGCCUGCAGUGCCCUCACAGGAUCCGGCCUUCCUGAUGGGAUAGCGUGGCUUGCUCGUCAACUGCGGGAGCAAAAAAAUAAAUAAAUAUAUCACAAAAUGAUA
Bicyclus anynana (squinting bush brown) is the source of this 2503-nucleotide messenger RNA. It is a transcript of the gene Arl6, whose product is annotated as solute carrier family 2, facilitated glucose transporter member 8-like. Gene Ontology annotation, molecular function: GTPase activity; GTP binding; transmembrane transporter activity. The coding region runs from base 167 to 2485 and encodes 772 amino acids. Gene Ontology annotation, cellular component: membrane. The transcript is spliced from 14 exons. The record is from RefSeq and is a predicted model, not a curated record. Lineage: Eukaryota; Metazoa; Arthropoda; Insecta; Lepidoptera; Nymphalidae. Gene Ontology annotation, biological process: transmembrane transport.